Molecule: messenger RNA, 795 nt
Organism: Dracunculus medinensis (Guinea worm)
Lineage: Eukaryota; Metazoa; Nematoda; Chromadorea; Rhabditida; Dracunculidae
Source: the annotation of a GenBank genome assembly
AUGGUGAAUCCGGAAAUUAAUAAUUCGGGAGAUUCUGCGUUCCAGAAGCAUGCAAAUAUUGGUACAGCUUGUGAUUCACCAGUUUGUUCGCAAAAAUUAGCAACAAUUGACGAUGAAAUAAUUGAAUCAACAAUGAUGAUUGACGAUCAGCUGAUCGGUUAUUGUUCUUAUGGACAUGGAGAAACGAAACUACUCUUUAUAUGUGGUGGUGUUGGAUGCUACAAAAAAGAUUAUCCUGAACAUGUUCUGCGCGCAUUUGAUUCAUUGGUAUAUACCAUUGUGUGUAUUGAUCCACCAGGAUAUGGAAAAAGUAGGCCACCUGAUAGGAAACAAGAAGUAAACCGUUGCAUGAAAGAUGCUGGAUUUUGUAUUAAAUUGAUGGAGCAAUUAAAUUUUACACCAUUUUCUGUACUUGGUUGGAGUGAAGGUGCUCGAACUGCAGUACAUGUCGCUGGUCAAGGAAAGCAUCUGGUCAAAGCAAUGAUUCUUCUUGCACCUGCUACUCGAAUAGAUCAAAGAGGAGCUGGGAUUUUUAAGGGCAUGAGAAAUCUCGAUGAUUGGUUACCUGGUGCUUUAGAAAUAUAUCUUCAAUACUAUUCUAAAGAAUUUGUCGCUAAACAGUGGGCAGACCUUUGCGAUGUUGCUAUCCAAGUUUAUGAAUUAUUAGGUGGUCGUUUCCCAUCUGAUUAUAUCCUACCAACAUUAAAAAUACCUGCAUUGGUCAUCACUGGUGGCAUGGAUCGAUUUUGCGGUGAUCCCAAAUAUUUCCCUACUGUACUUUCAAAUUGCAAGUAA